GCUUCCGUAGAAGCACAGAUGCGCAUGCGUACAAGCUAUGCGGAACCCGUCGCAUGUCCGAUGUGUGAACUCAGAGUCUGUUGCCAUAAUUAAAAAUAAUAAUAAUAAUCAAUCAUGAAGAGCAGGUUUAAUACCGUGGAUAUUAGGGCAGUGAUCUCAGAAAUCAAUGCAAAAUGUGUCGGCAUGAGAGUCAACAACAUCUAUGACAUCGACACUAAAACAUACCUGAUCCGGCUACAGAAGCCGGACUGUAAAUCGGUGCUGCUGAUCGAGUCUGGCAUCAGGAUCCACUGCACUGAGUUCGACUGGCCCAAGAACAUCAUGCCGUCGGGAUUCGCCAUGAAAUGCCGGAAGCAUCUGAAGUCCCGGCGGCUGGUUCAUGUUAAGCAGCUCGGUGUGGACAGGAUCGUGGAUCUGCAGUUUGGCUCUGACGAGGCGGCGUAUCACCUGAUCCUCGAGCUCUACGACCGCGGGAACAUCAUCCUGACGGAUCAUCAGUUCACGAUCCUGAAUCUGCUGCGCUUCCGUACGGCUGAGGCCGAGGAGGACGUGAAGAUCGCGGUGAGGGAACGAUACCCUGUGGAGAACGCCAGACCCGUGGAGCCGCUCAUCAGCCUGACCCGACUCACAGAGAUCCUGUCCGGAGCUCAGAGCGGAGAACAAGUCAAACGGAUUCUGAAUCCUCAUCUGCCGUACGGCGGGCCGCUCAUCGAACACUGCCUCAUGGCCGUCGGACUGUCGGGUCUCUGUAAAGUGGACGGCCAGUUCGAUGUUUCUCAGGGAAGUGCUAAAGUCCUGGAGGCGCUGCAGAUGGCAGAGGAUUACAUGGAGAAAACAGCCGACUUCAGUGGGAGGGGCUUCAUCCUCCAGAAGUGCGAGAAGAAGCCGAGCAUGAGUCCAGAUGAAGCGGAUGAAGAGUUGCUCACGUAUGAAGAGUUUCAUCCAUUUCUCUUUUGUCAACACGCAAAAAGCCGCUAUGUGGAGUUUGAGUCUUUUAACAAGGCGGUGGACGAGUUCUUCUCUAAGAUGGAGAGCCAGAAGCUGGACAUGAAGGCGCUUCAGCAGGAGAAGCAGGCGCUGAAGAAGCUGGAGAACGUGCGGAGAGACCACGAGCAGCGGCUGGACGCUCUUCAUCAGGCGCAGGAGGUGGACAGGCUAAAGGGAGAGCUAGUGGAGAUGAACCUGUCGACGGUGGAGCGCGCGCUGACGGUGGUGCGCAGUGCGCUGGCCAAUCAGGUGGACUGGGCGGAGAUCGGGCAGAUCGUGAAGGAAGCUCAAGCGGCCGGAGAUCCCGUGGCCUGCGCCAUCAAAGAGCUGAAGCUGCAGAGCAAUCACAUGACCAUGCUGCUCAGAAACCCGUAUGUGGCUCCAGAGGACGGAGAGCCGGAACACACGGACUCCGGCCGGACCUCUGAGGAACCAGCGCCGCUGAAGGGCAGGAAGAGCAAGAGCCGGGAGAGCGGGUCGAGAGGAAAACUGGACAGGGACAAACCGGUUCUAGUGGACGUGGAUCUGAAUCUCUCGGCCUACGCCAACGCAAAGAAGUACUACGACUGCAAGAGAAGCGCCGCCAAGAAAGAGCAGAAAACCGUGGAAGCGGCACAGAAGGCCUUCAAAUCUGCAGAGAAAAAGACCAAACAGACACUGAAAGAAGUGCAAACGGUGACCAGCAUUCAGAAGGCCAGGAAGGUGUACUGGUUUGAGAAGUUUCUGUGGUUCGUCAGCUCUGAGAACUAUCUGAUCAUCGCUGGACGAGACCAGCAGCAGAACGAGAUGAUCGUCAAGCGCUACCUGAGAGCAGGAGACGUGUACAUUCACGCGGAUCUGCACGGAGCCACAAGCUGUGUGAUCAAGAACCCGUCCGGCCAGCCGGUUCCCCCCCGCACGCUGACCGAGGCCGGCACCAUGGCCGUCUGCUACAGUGCGGCCUGGGACGCCAAGGUCAUCACCAGCGCCUGGUGGGUCCAUCAUCAUCAGGUGACCAAAACCGCUCCGACGGGAGAGUACCUGACCACCGGCAGCUUCAUGAUCAGAGGAAAGAAAAACUUCCUGCCUCCGUCAUAUCUGAUCAUGGGCUUCGGGUUUCUGUUCAAGGUCGAUGAUCAAAGUGUCUUCAGGCAUCGAGGAGAGAGGAAGAUGAAGACCCUGGAUGAGGAAGAGGACGUGGCGUCCAGCACUGCAGACCUCCUGGAGGAAGGAGACGAACUCUUAGGUGAAGACAGCGAGCGUGAGGAAGAGGAGGAGCCGCAGGCCGAGAGCAACACCAGAGACGAGGAAGAGCAGAGCGGCGAGAUCAGCUUUCCCGACACCAGCAUCUCCCUGUCACACCUGCAGCCCAACAGGACUCUUCACACCAACCCCUUCACGCAGGGCGAGCCGCAUCAGGCAAACGCAGCCGAGGCUCAUGGGAGAAAACACCUGACGGCCAGACAGCGCAGGGACAUGAAGAAGCAGAGGCCGGAGAGUGAGGACGCCCCCGAGGAGAGCGGCGCCGCAGACGUGCAGACUCCCAGCGGUGCGGAGAGCAGGAGCGGGGUCACAGAGCCGGCCGAGAGCAGGAGCGGGGUCACAGAGCCGGCGGACCGCAGGAGCGGGGUCACAGAGCCGGCGGAGAGCAGGAGCGGGGUCACAGAGCCGGCGGAGCGCAGGAGCGGGGUCACAGAGCCGGCAGAGCGCAGGAGCGGGGUCACAGAGCCGGCGGAGCGCAGGAGCGGGGUCAUAGAGCCGGCGGAGCGCAGGAGCGGGGUCACAGAGCCGGCGGAGCGCAGGAGCGGGGUCACAGAGCCGCUGAAGAGAGGACAGAAGAACAAACUGAAGAAGAUGAAGGACAAGUACAAAGACCAGGAUGAAGAGGACCGGGAGAUGAUGAUGAAGCUGUUGGGGUCCGCAGGAUCCAGCAAGGAGGAGAAGCCGAAGAAGGGCAAGAAAGGGAGGAUGAAAGAAGAGCCGGUCAGGAAACAUCCUCCUCCUCCUCAGAAAGCGGUGGUGAAGCCCCAGGCCGUGGCCAUCGUCCACCCGAGCGCCGACGCCGACGAUCCCGACUCCAAGGAGACGGAGGACGUAGACAACCCUGUGGCUGAGGACGUUCUGGACUCUCUGACCGGUCUGCCGCACCCGGACGAUGUGCUGAUGUUCUCCGUGCCCGUCUGCGCUCCCUACAUGGCGCUCGCCAACUACAAGUACAAAGUGAAAUUAACACCAGGGACUCAGAAAAAGGGCAAAGCUGCCCGCACGGCCGUGCUGAGCUUCAUGCGAGGGAAAGAUGCCAGCGCUCGAGAGAAGGACUUGUUCCGGAGCGUCAAGGACACGGAUCUGUCCAGGAACAUGCCUGGGAAGGUGAAGGUGUCGGCGCCGAACCUCUUAGCAGCGAAGAAGAAGUGAAUCACGCUCUGAACCGCCUUCGCACAGACUGGAGAUUCACGUGUGUUUGAUGACGGAGAACAUUUCCCUUCAACUGGUUGGAUUUAAUAAUAAAAAAAAUCUAAAUUACAGUA
This is a messenger RNA of Pimephales promelas (fathead minnow), 3494 nucleotides long. RefSeq names its product nuclear export mediator factor (gene nemf). Lineage: Eukaryota; Metazoa; Chordata; Actinopteri; Cypriniformes; Leuciscidae. Gene Ontology annotation, biological process: rescue of stalled cytosolic ribosome; ribosome-associated ubiquitin-dependent protein catabolic process. Gene Ontology annotation, molecular function: ribosomal large subunit binding; tRNA binding. The record is from RefSeq and is a predicted model, not a curated record. Gene Ontology annotation, cellular component: RQC complex.